Messenger RNA from Homarus americanus (American lobster), 1735 nucleotides. RefSeq lists its product as uncharacterized. NCBI's taxonomy places the organism in Eukaryota, Metazoa, Arthropoda, Malacostraca, Decapoda, Nephropidae. Bases 261 to 1451 code for a protein of 396 amino acids. The record is from RefSeq and is a predicted model, not a curated record. The transcript is spliced from 6 exons.
GUCGUAGGCAACUCACCAAUAAAUUCCACCAAGACACACUGUACCUUUAUAGCUCAGUGUGGGUGCUAGUUCUCGUGUAGUCACUAGAGAAGAAGCAAAGGCUUGUGUUGAAAGUUCUCCUGUUCCAGUGUACGUCUAGAUUCUCCUUCCAUACUGCCAUCUGUUGAGGAGCGUCCCAACAUCACUUCUUGCACCUCAGUUUCUCUGCUGUAGGGAAGAAACGUAGCCUACUGACGUUGAUCCUGACUUGUCCCUGAGAAAUGAAGGCUCUCCUGUUCCUCCUGCUCCUAGGAGCGUGUCUGACAGGGUCUAAGGCUUUCUUCUGGGGGGAUUUAGAGACGUACAAAAAUACAGUUACCACCGACGAGGACCAGAGUCACCACCACCACCAUCACCAUAAACACGACUCCCACCACACCGCUACCACAUUACCACAACCACCAGCACCUCACAGCAACGACACCCAUACGACCACAGAGCGCUACGUGUACAACGCCACAACAGCCAGCAGCCACCUAUGCCCGAUGCUGUACACACGAGUGGGUGACCGCUGUCUCGCCUUCUUCACCGUCGCCAGGGUGCCGUGGACUGCUGCUCAACAAUUCUGUCAUGGCAUCUUUGGCGACCUCAUCACAUUCUCCAACAUUCAUCAAUACACAGAACUCCUCCAAUACCUCCAGAACUCCGAGAUUGGCGUCGACCUGUGGGUGGGAGGGCACGAAGAUAAGGAGGACCGCUUCAAGUGGGUAUGGGUGGACCAAACGCCCAUGCCCACAGGUACACCUUACUGGGCCAUCAAGUCAACAUUGACGAGUCCUAAAGGAGAUUAUUACCAUCGUGGCGCCACCAUCACCUACAUGCAGGCGCCACUCACGACCACUUAUAGAGACGAUCCCGAAGAGAGGUGCGCCGCCAUGACACCCAAAUACUACUUCUACCUGACGGACGAACUGUGUGGUGACUGGAAGAGCCCCUUGUGUGUCCUUCGGGAGGGCGUCGAGGUUGUGAUGGUUCGGGGCAGUGAGCACACAUACCCUGGCAUCUUCAUACCCACUGACGACACCCAAACCACCUCGGUCUUGGUGGAGGACGAUGGACAUCACAAGGUUUCCACUGAGGCUCCCGAAGGUUCUAAUGAGGAGGAAGGAGGUUCUAAUGAGGAGGAAGGAGGUUCUAAUGAGGAGGAAGAAGGCUCUAAUAAGGAGGAAGAAGGCUCUAAUAAGGAGGAAGAAGGCUCUAAUAAGGAGGAAGGAGGCUCUAAUAAGGAGGAAGAAGGCUCAGGAGAAGAAAAAGGUUCGGGAGAGGAGGAUGCCAAUAAUACCCCGGAAAGCGACGACGAGGACUCAAGCGAAGAGGCGGGGGACGGAGAGGAAGGUUCUGGCGCAAAGUAUAACUCCAAGUCUGAUUAUAUUUUCUCCUUCAACAAUAUCUUCAUUGACCAAGCUGAUUAACCUGGAGACAAUUACACAUUAAUAUUCCUUUUGAUGUUGAGUGUAGUUAGGCAUUUAUAAAAUUAUGCCUUGGUGUGCUUGAUGCUGUGUGUGUGUGUAUGUUCUGAGUGUUGAUAACGAUAAGUUAUCUUUAUUUAAUUCUAGUUUAUAAUAGUGUUUAUGAUUACUGGCUGACGAGUGUGACCAUAAGUAUUGGUUCUCAAAUAUACUUACAUUACAUACAGUAUAAACUGAAACACCCGAAUUGUGAUGAUGUUUCUGCUAUGAAUAAAUUAUUAAAGUUC